This is a messenger RNA of Thunnus maccoyii (southern bluefin tuna), 888 nucleotides long. RefSeq names its product cytochrome c oxidase subunit 5B, mitochondrial-like. NCBI's taxonomy places the organism in Eukaryota, Metazoa, Chordata, Actinopteri, Scombriformes, Scombridae. Bases 53 to 457 code for a protein of 134 amino acids. Gene Ontology annotation, biological process: mitochondrial electron transport, cytochrome c to oxygen. The record is from RefSeq and is a predicted model, not a curated record. The transcript has 4 exons. Gene Ontology annotation, cellular component: mitochondrial envelope.
AUUACGUCAUCAUUACCUUGCGACCAGACGUGUGAUCAGUGAAGGAGGAAGAAUGGCUGCAAGGUUACUGCUCCGCUCGGCUUUCAGAGCCGCAACAACCUGCCGGGCUGCCCCGGUUUCUGCCCGGGUCUCUGCCCCGGUCCCCGCUCUGACCCGCGGCAUGGCGGCUGGAGGGAUUCCCACCGAUGAGGAGCAAGCUACAGGACUGGAGAAGAUCAUUAUGAAGGCCAUGAAGGAAGGAACGGAUCCCUACAACAUGAUGAAGCCAAAGGAGUACACCGGCUCCAAGGCCGACCCCCAUCUGGUUCCCUCCAUCACAAACAAGAGGAUUGUGGGAUGUGUCUGUGAAGAAGACAACACAGCCGUGGUUUGGUUCUGGCUUCAUGAGGGCGAGGCCCAGCGCUGCCCGUCCUGUGGUUCCCACUACAAACUGGUGCACCAUGAGCUCCCCCACUAACUCCUACAUCCCUCCUGUUAUUCCAGACAUCUGUCACACCGCUGUGCGUCUGCACUCUGUCAGCUUCUCUAUGAAAUAUUCCUUCAGAACCGGCUGAAGAAGGAUCAGACCGCCAUGUUUAUCUUUUCAGUCUCCGGGAAGAUUAUUUAUCACGGGAUCAGUCUACUUCCUGGUCUUAGCUUAAACGUCUGAUUGUUCUUCGUCUUGUUCUGUGUCAGUAUACUUGAUCUACCUGCUAACCUCAUCAGUCUUUGCUUUACGUGACCUGUUGGUUACAUUUACACGGGGAACAGAUGUGGUUUGGGACACAACAUUUUGAAACAUUUCCAUUCAGCUGCAGUUUACAUUGUAGUAUGUACUGUACAACGUUACACUCGGUCCACUUACUCCUCUUAUUGAAAUAAUAAACUUCCUGAACUCCUAUUUAUUGA